AUGGCGUCCAACGAGAGAAGGGGAGCUCCGUUGCCGAGACACGAAAUCUUGCACCAACUGCGCGGCCUUCAAGAAGGGAGACAUCGAGAGCUGGUUAGCAACCGCUCCGUGGAUAGCCGUUGGAUAUUCCAACCAUCCGUCUCGGACAUGACUUCCAUAGCUGCUGAGAUGACGCUCGAAGAUGCAAACGACUGCUGUAACAAAGCCACCGGCAUCUAUGUCCACGCAGCGAAACGCACAAUUUACAUUUGCCUGCUUCUCCAGACCCUGCACAACUACUUGUACGAGAGAUGGUUUCGUCCCUACAAGAGCGAGAUCGAGUAUGUCCAGUUCAUCGCCAAGACGUUUCUCCCAGAGCUGCUCCCCGAGGAUUUGCGGCUCGAACCAUUGGCCAGCCUGGCCGUCUCAGUCCAUGCAGCCAUCUGCAGACGGGCGCAAGAGGCCCGAGAUGCAGUUAAGGUCCUCUCACUCCGAGACCAAAGAGACUGGGAUCCGUCGCCUCCCAAUUGUCCCAAGAUCUUGGGCCGGGGUGUAUACGUGGGACAGGAUCUUCGACAGAUCAUCCGUGACCAAGAAUUCUUCUUGCUUCGACCGUUGUUCCGAGCAAUAAUUAUCAUCAUCAGACUGGAAGAAUACACUGACAAGGACAUGGACAUUGCUCAACUGCCCGUCCUCCUGGUUAGGACGGGAGUAGAGGACGGUCUAAGCGCUCCCAUAUCAUUCGAACCCAUCGCCCACAAAAUUCAAGGUGCCGUCCAAGUCACCGCCAAGGGAGAGACUGCAGUCCGAGUGGCACUUGAAGUCGCCGUGGACUUUAUCCUGAGCCUGGACAAGCGAGAGAAUGAUGCUCUUGGCCAUCAACCAGACCCGGUUGCCUCUACACAAGAGCUUGAAGACGGUGGCCUUGCUGGUCGUGACGAGAUCCUUGCAAGAGCUAGGAAACUCGGCUGGGGCGAUGAGCCGCUGGUAGGGCCGAGUUCUGAAUGGGUAGAUACCAAGAUACAUACCGGAUGGUGCGGCGGAGGCGUCUACUCGGACAACCGGAUGCGACGAGCACAGAAGUUCGAACGUGAAACUCUUGUUAGGGUCGAGGAGAUGGAGCCUCAGCGUCGCGAGUUGCCGAAAAUCUUCAACGGGUCUACGAAGCAUUUUAACAUCUAUUCUGCUUGA
Messenger RNA from Trichoderma citrinoviride, 1170 nucleotides. RefSeq lists its product as hypothetical. NCBI's taxonomy places the organism in Eukaryota, Fungi, Ascomycota, Sordariomycetes, Hypocreales, Hypocreaceae. The record is from RefSeq and is a predicted model, not a curated record. The transcript has a single exon. Bases 1 to 1170 code for a protein of 389 amino acids.